This is a messenger RNA of Danio rerio (zebrafish), 6939 nucleotides long. The record is from RefSeq and is a predicted model, not a curated record. NCBI's taxonomy places the organism in Eukaryota, Metazoa, Chordata, Actinopteri, Cypriniformes, Danionidae.
UGUUUUGUGAAGAUGCCAGUUAUGUGUUAUUCAGGUUCCCGUGCGGCUGUCGGGGGUUUCGGUGGUCAGCGGUAUAAGCCCGAAAUAAAAUCCGCUAUGUGUCGGGCUCUUUUCGCCAGGCAGCUCCUAUAAGUGUGCUGCAACCCCCGAAAAGCCUGUAACCGAUUUUUAUCGAAACAACCAUAGAGAGAUCCGGAGCUUCGGCGGGGUUUUCAUGUGUUUUUGUAGGCACUGGUCAGGGGGUGCGGCCUACUAGAAACCGCGGAUCGGCGAGAGGAUUUACGGCCUUCAGAAACACCAUAAUCUCUAUUUUCAAUUGAACGUCUCUUCCUAAAAAUAAACAUGCGUGGAACUCGCUUCUGGAAAAGCAGGCACAGAGCAGCUUUAAAGAUCACUUGUGUCAGCCAGCUAAAGUUCUCACUUGUGGAAAAAAUGGACUUCAACUGCGGGAGAUCAGACAAUCAUAUGGACAGAGAUGAAGAAGCUCAAGUCCUUUUAAACUUUUGGAUGUGGCUCACAUCCAUGUCAGUUCUUUGUUAAAAUCAAACCAUAACGUGUUGUUGACACGUUUCACUUUUUUCUCCAUUUGUCGUCCUCACAAGAGCUGUCAAAAUAAGUUCCUCUCUGCCUCCCCACCUUUCCCAUCGCGGGCAGCCCAGCAAUCCCUUCCCCCUGAAUUCAUCUGGAAAGAGGUCCAACUACAGCUCAAAGCUGAAUCCAUACACUAGAGCCCGGAUGACGGAGGCGUGGCAGCAGCAUGCUGUUGCCCCGCCUCCAGUGGUGCACACCAUCCCACCAGGGGCAGAUGCACUGGGCUGCACCGUCUAUGGCAUCGUCCUCCAGCCGGACACGACAUUGCAGCAACAACAGCAGCAGCAACAACAACAGCAGCAGCACCACAGUCAGCAACACAACCAACAGCAGCAGCACCCGGCACAAUCACAGCAGCCCUCACUGCAUGUAGGCAAUGAGGGAGGACAUAAAUGUGGUGCUUGUGGCCAUGACAUCUCCCAUUUGGCUAAUCCACAUGAGCACCAGUGCAUGGUAAGCCAAGACCGUUCAUUUCAGUGCACGCAGUGUCUAAAGAUCUUCCACCAAGCCACCGACCUGUUGGAGCACCAAUGCGUGCAGGUGGAACAGAAACCCUUUGUUUGUGGAGUGUGCAAAAUGGGCUUCUCCCUGCUAACUUCAUUAGCACAGCAUCACAAUGCACAUAACAGCGGCAACCCCAUGAAGUGCUCUAUAUGUGAAAAAACCUAUCGGCCGGGCUCUGGAAACGCCACCCCAACUUCAUCAUCGGCUACCCCAGGGCAGCCAUCAAAUGAUGAAGCAUCGUCCAGUGGCAGCGCUGCUGUUGGGACAUCAGGCCAGCCUACGUUUGAGCCUUCACAUCCUGACAGACCCUACAAGUGUUCAGUGUGCACCAAGGGCUUCCGUCACUUAUCUGAGCUGACCCGUCACGAACGUGUCCACACUGGUGAAAAGCCGUUUAAAUGUGAAACAUGCGACAAAAGCUUCAGCCAGUCAUCUCAUCUAGCCCACCACCAGCGUACCCACAGCUCUGAACGGCCAUUCAAGUGCGCAGUGUGCGAAAAGAGCUUCAAGCAUCGCUCCCAUCUAGUCCGUCACAUGUAUGCCCACUCGGGCGAGCACUUGUUCAAGUGCAACCUUUGCGAGUUGCAUUUCAAAGAGUCUUCCGAGCUCCUCCAUCACCAGUGUCAGCCUCAGGGUGCUCGGCCAUUUCGCUGUGCCACUUGUGGGAAGGGAUUCAAGCGUCCUUCCGACCUGAGGCAACACGAACGCACUCACUCGGAGGAACGCCCAUUCCACUGUGAAGACUGCCAGAUGAGCUUUAAACAACAAUACGCCCUGGUGCGCCACCGACGUACACACAAGCCCUCCGCUGACCGCCCUUUCAAAUGCAACCUGUGCGACAAGGGCUUCCUGCAGCCGUCACAUCUGUUGUACCACCAGCAUGUUCAUGGCAUGGACAACCUCUUCAAGUGUGCAUCGUGUGGCAAGGGCUUCAGCCAGUCCGGGGAGCUGCUUCGUCACAAAUGUGGUGAGUCUUCCUCAACACCCACAAAUCCAGACAAGCCCUACAAGUGUGACGUGUGCGGAAAGGCUUACAAGAAGGCCACAACUCUACAGCGGCAUCAGAACUCCCACUGCACAGAGAAACCUCUCAAGUGCUCGCUGUGUGACCGACGCUUCCUUUCCUCCUCAGAGUUUGUGCAGCAUCGAUGCGACCCAUCCCGGGAGAAACCCCUGAAGUGUCCGGACUGUGAGAAGCGCUUCAAGUAUUCCUCAGAGAUGCAGCGCCACAGGCGCGUCCACACUGGAGAGAAGCCUUACAAGUGUGCCAGCUGUGACAAGGGCUUCAAGCAGCGUGAACAUCUAGCCAAGCAUCAAAGUGUGCAUGCAAGAGAUGCUCAGUUUAAAUGUGUAUGGUGUGGAGAGCGCUUUGCUGAUCUAGGGGCCCUUCAGGAGCACACUGUCCAGCACACAGCUGAAGGUGGGGGCUACCCUGUGUCCUCUCUCAUUCAAUAACUUUUGCCCCUAGCUAAGAUUUGAAUUGAAUUAGCAAUCCUACCAAACUACCCUGGUCAAUUUAAUCCUUACAAGGCCCAGUAACCACACGAUACCUCAUUUUGUGAAAAAUGUGCAUAUGCACAAGUAGUUAUCCCUCAAGCAGCAUACUUUGAAUGAGUUUGAUUGGCAACAAGUUAAAGAUGAAUUAUCAGUUGUUGGUUUAUAUCUGAAUCCUGGGAAAUAGAUCUACGAAGUCUAUUCUAUACAGCACUGUGACUACAGUCGGAAGGUAUUUGACCUGCAUCAUGACUUGUUGAACAGAUGUGGCUCACAAUAGAUGAGUUUCCAAUGUCAAAAAAAAGUGUGUGUGCUAGUGCGUGCCAGGGCCAGACACCUUUACGUUGUCCUUCCCGAGUAUGAUCAGGCACCUCGGGACUUUCUCAAGGUCAACAGUCAGGUUUUUAAGGCCUGCUAAAUACCUUUGUUCAAAAGCAGACUGGAUGUGGAUUAAUUGAAAUGAGACUUGUCAAUUAUGGUUUUGCCCAUACUCAAACUUGUUCCUCUACUUUUAACCUAUCCCAAUGACACACAAGCCCCUUUCACACAGUGAUACCAGUAAAAAUCCGGAAAAUUACCAGAAUGACUUUACAGGUGCUGUUCACACAGGCAAGGACGUUCCGGAAAGGACCAUACACACAUCCAUUCCAAAAUACCAGUAAAUUCUGACAUCUCUAACCAAAAAUGAGCUUUUGUCUUAAACUAGAAGGAGGUCAGUCCUUUCUUGAUGGUUUCACUUUUAUUUAAAACUUUAGCAUUCAUGUAACUGCUUUUGUCCCAGAGACAGACCAAAUAACUAGGAACAAAAUUCGCCAACAUUACCAUCCGGCAGAACAACAGCUUAACAGCUUUGUUUACAUUGUGAGCAACUUCGAUAAAAAGAAAUGUUGGAUAAUUUUCGCAUAUUGAGAUGUGGCCUACAUUUGUGUUUGUGCUGCAGCUUGAGAUCAUUUUUAAAACGAAGGUCUACCUGUGUUGUAGGCUACUCAAAUCUGACUCACAGAAGUGCUCCUUCUCGUGCACGCAGCUGAUCGCAGAGUUGGCAGGUAAACUCAGCCGUUUAUCAUUCAUCAAGCAUUUUAUCAAUAAUUGUUUUCCAAAGAUCUCAAGGUCAUAGAAACGUAAACUGACUAUCAAGCAGCAGCUAAAUGUGUCCGGAGAAAGAUUUAAAGCUGUCAGUACAUUCUAAACGUGAACACGCUCUUUCCGGCAAUUCUCCUUCUGUGUUCACAUAGAGUCUCUUUCCGGAAAAUUGCCAAAACAAAUUUACUCGUAUUUUUAAAAAGGGCCAGUUUACACAUGUUCCCUUUCUGGAAAUUCCUUUGCUGGUAAUUUUCCAGAAAAAGUCUGCAUGUGUGAAAGGGGCUACAGCAGUGGUUUCAAAUUUAAUUCCCGGAGGGCCACAGGUCUUCAUAAUUUAGCACCAACCACCUCUAACUCACACCUGCUUAAUAGUCUCUGGUAGUCUUGAAGACAUUGAUUAGUUUGAUCAGCUGUGUUUGAUUAGGGUUGGAGCAAAAUUGCAGAGCUGCGACCCUCCAGGAAUCGAGUUUGAGACCUAUAAGCUACAGUGAGCAUACACCUGGAGCAGUGGGCAGCUUUUGAUUCCAAUCCCCAAAGAGCAAUUAGGGCAGGGGUGCCCAGACUUGGUCCUGGAGGGCCGGUAUCCUGCUAAGUUUAGUUCCAACCCCAAUUAGACACACCUGGGCUAGCUAAUCACACUCUAACUAGGCUUUCUAGAAACAUCCUUGCAGGUGUUUUGAGGCAAGUUGGAGCUAAAACCUGCAGGACACCAGCCCUACAGAAUCGAGUUUGGCCACCCUUGAAUUAGGGGUUAGGUGAGUUGCUCAGGGGCACCUCAGCUGGAUAUUGAAGAUAAAGAAAACAGUUCAUUCACUUAUCCCAUCUUCAACUCUUGGCAGGACUAGGAAUUGAACCUGCAACCUUCUGAUUACAAGUCCUACUCCUAUUAAGUCUCUAUUAAACCACAUCUGCCCCCUGUUAAGGAAUAACUGAAACAACUUUGGAUUGCAAUUGUAUGAAGGAGAAAUCGAUCACAAUUACACAUCAUGCUAUUGCCCCUGCCUGGCCGGUGGUUAGUCCUGGCUCACACUAGACCUACGGUGGAAAAGUGGCUAAUACUCCUUUUAGAUUUCAAUACCACAAGACAAAAAAUGAUUUGUUCUGCAACAGUUUGUUCAAUCUUGAACCCUCACAUUAAAAACAGCUGUCCAUUUAUAGUAUUGCAUUGAAGUACUAGAUGAGUUACUGCUUACUUUGUGCCUCUAUGUAAUAACUCUACUCCGAUCACUAGCCUUGCUCAAAAACGAGUACAUUUUAAUGCACAUUUGGAGAACCUCCAACAGCCAACUGUGUGUUUAGUUUGCCCCACAGCUAAAGACAAAACAAAAUGGGGGACGGAGUUGUGCUGUCAUGAACUGUCGAAACUGUCUGUAUAUAUCAAUGUUGACUUUCCCCUCCUUGUGGCAACUAAUGGUAUGUACCAAAAACCAUCAUCGUACUGUACCACACCCUAAUGGGACAGAUUGUUAACCAGCAGAAGUAUAACGACCUCAGACGGUCUCUACAUUUCACUGAGAUUAUACGUAAAUAUAUAGAAUCUAUAUAGAAAUGUAAACUUCAAUCUUGUAUACAAACGGUUCAUAUUACCACAAGAAUCAGUUCAGCUGUCCUGACAAAUUGCCUGAAAACCUGAAAAGGCUUCCUGUAUUACUGUAUGUACAUAGUUAGUAUGUAUGCAACUUGUUUACCAGUCCUGUCAUUAGAUAUUGUAUUGUCUUUUCUUAAACUGCACCGCAAUUUUAUACGAUUUUUUUCUUCAUGUGUAGUUCAUACAAUUAUUUACGUUUUGAUUUGCCUUUUAAAGAUUAUUUUCAGUUUUUAAGAUGUAGUUUUUGAUUGUAAAUGGUGUGUUUAAGGUUGUGUGAAAGUUGGAUCCGUUUUUAUAAAGGUUUUUUGCCCCUAGCCCCACUCUUUACCUAACAGGACUCAUGUAUUUGUUGUAUAGUAACCUAAAGUGUCAUCUUUACUCUGCUGUAUAGAUUUAUCCAUUUGAUUAAUCUCUUAAUCUGCCAACAUCCUGUCUUGCCUGCAGUCAUUUGUACUUUCACAACAUUACAGUCAGUCUUCUUCAAAUUAUUUUAUAAAAUCUAUAGACUGUAAGUUCUUUAAGAUACAUUUUUAGUUUCCCUCAAAAUCCAGGAGGGAAAGUGCUUACUUUGGGCCUCUAAGGCCUUAAUUGCACGUUAUUCAGAUGUUUCUAUUAGUAUAUUUCUUUGUUGCAUACUCACAAGUGCGUUCAUUUUAGAUGUUUGUUUUUUUUGUACUGACAUUUACUACAAUUGUAUUUACAUUUUAUUUAAAGGGUAAAUGUAACUCAUACAAGAGUAAUAUUAGUUUUUCCAAGAAGCUACCACUUUCUAUGAGCCACAAUUAAAUUGAACCCAAAAAAUGUCAGUUUUUAUGUACCCCCACCAAUCCCAAUUUCACAUGAUCUUACCCAGGGGUACCUAAACUCGCUCUUGGAGGGCCGGCGUUCUGCCAAUUUUAGCUCCUACUUGCUUUACCACACCUAUAAGAGCUUGAUUAGCUGGCCCAGGUAUGUUUGUUUGGGGUUGAAACUAAACUUUGCAUUACACUGGCCCUUCUAGGACCGAGUUUGGGCACCCCUGAUCUUACCCGUGGCAAAGUGACAUUGUCAGCUCUGUUGCUUAUGCAGUAUUACCCAUUGAGAAACAUCGUCCCCUUUCACACUUAGGUUUUCCCUAGUACUGUACAGCAGGGUUAGAGGUCAUGGUGAUCCUUUGGCCUUAAGCAGAGGUGUCUAGUUUCACUGUAGAACCCUUUGGCACCAUUUUAUUUUCGCUUUAAGGUAUCUAUUCUUUGUUUUAAUUAUGAAGGGGCUUUUUUGUUGCUGUAGGCAUUAAGAAUCAAAGAGCAGUCGGAUUUGAAAAGUAUAUUGUGUUUUUUUGUUUAUGCUUUCACAUUUAUAUAUUAAGUUUUUUAUUAAUAUUGUUUAAAAUGUCUAUAUAAAUAUCUAUAUUCUUGGCAGAAGUGUCAAGACCACAGAGAAAUGUUACAUUUAAUGGCUUUUCUCUGGUUUUGAGACCUCUUCACCCGUGCAUGCCUGCUGUGUUAGUUCCCGUUAUCUGUUCCAAGUUUUUGCGCUUCCGAGCGCACGUACUUCACCUUAGCUUUUUUUCAAAUUGUAGAUUGUGAAUGAGCUAGUAAGAAAACUUCAUGUGGCGGUUGAUGUGACAUUAAUGCUGAAAUAUCUGUAUGUAGCAUUUAAUAUACACAGCACUAACUAAUAAACCUUUUCAUUAAUAA